UUUGCCACAACAUGUUCAACUGUUUUGUUUUUUUUACUGCAAGAAUUGACAUUAAAUUAUUGCUCUCCAGAAGAAUGAAAGCAAACUUAUAUAUUUUUGAUUUUGUCUCUCUUUGAUUUUUUGAUCUCUUACACACAUGCUGGAAUAUUCCCAACGGCUACAAGUGAAGACGAGCAUCAGGAAGAGCUGAAAUCUGCAAAGACUGAGUUUAUUAAAGAGGACAGUGAGAACACGAGUGAUCCAGAACCCUGCAGAAUGAAACACACUGAAGAUCCUGAAGAACAAAGAGAGCUGAUGGAAGAGAACGGAGAGAGUGAAGAACUGAGUGAAGAGGAGGAGGAACAUCAUGUCAAACCUGGAGAAAAACCUUUGAGUCGCUCAAAGACUAAACAGACAUUUUUAAAAAAAAGAAGAGCCAAGAAAUCUACAACCUGCACUCUGUGUGGAAAGAGUAUCAGAACCAAGCAUCUCAAUGAACACAUGAGUGUUCAUACCGGAGAGAAGCCGUUCUCUUGUGAUCAAUGUGGACAGAGCUUCACACAAAAAUCAAAUCUUAAGAAACACAUGAUGAUCCACACCGGAGAGAAGCCGCAUGAAUGUGAUCAAUGUGGGACAAGCUUCGCACUAAAAUUACAUCUUCAGGAACACAUGAGGAUCCACACCGGAGAGGAGCCGUUCUCAUGUGAUCAGUGCGGGAAGAGUUUUCCAUACAAACGAAGUCUUGAUGUUCACAUGAGAGUUCACUCUGAAGUGAAGCCGUUCACCUGCGAUCAGUGCGAGAAGUGUUUCACACAAAAAAUACACCUUAAGAUUCACAUGAGGAUCCACACUGGAGAGAAGCCGUACACUUGCGAUAAAUGUGAGAAGACGUUCACGAAUUUAUCACACCUUAAGAGUCACAUGAGAGUCCACACGGGAGAAAAGCCGUUCAUGUGUGAUCAGUGUGACAAGAGAUUCUCAACCAAAUACAGUCUUGAUCUUCACCUGAGGGUUCACACCGGAGUGAGACCGUUCGCAUGUGAUCAGUGCGAGAAGAGCUUCGUGAAUUCCAAUAAACUUAAAAGACACAUGAAAGUCCACACUGGAGAGAAGCCGUACGAAUGUGAUAAAUGUGGGACGAGUUUCACAGAAUCAUCAAACCUUAAGAGUCACAUGAUGAUCCACACCGGAGAGAAGCCGUUCACAUGCGAUAAAUGUGGAAAGAGUUUCAGGGAUUCACGAUACCUUAAGAGUCACAUGAGAAUCCACACUGGAGAAAAGGCUUUCACUUGUGAUCAGUGUGAGAAGAGAUUCUCAAACAAACAAAAUCUUGAGGUUCACAUGAGAAUUCACACUGGAGAGAAGCCGUUCACAUGUGAUCAAUGUGGGAAGAGUUUCGCACAAAAACCAUGGCUUGAGCUUCACAUGAGAGUUCAUACUGGAGAGAAGCAGUAUAUGUGUAAUCGGUGUGAAAAGAGAUUCGCUCACAGACAAAAUCUUAAUGCUCACAUGAAGAUCCACACCGGAGAGAAGCCGUUCUCAUGUGAUCAGUGCGACAAAACAUUUCUGCUGUCAUCAAACCUGAAAAAACACCUGACAGUUCAUACGAAGGAGAAGCCGUAUUCAUGUUCUGUGUGUGGAAAGAGUUUUUCAUUUCUGCAAAGUUUACAAAGACAUGAGAAAAUGCACACUGGUGUGAAAGAGUUCAUGUGCUUUGAGUGUGAGAAGACUUUUAUUUCAAGCAACCGUUUAAAACAGCACCAGAGAAUUCACACUGGAGAAAAACCUUACAAUUGUUCACAGUGCGACAAGAGAUACAGUAGUUCAGCAUCUCUGAAAAAACAUGAGAAAAUCCACACUGGAGAAAAACCUUACAAGUGUUCACACUGUGACAAGAGAUUCAGUGAUUCAUCAUAUCUGAAAAAACAUGAGAAGAUCCACACUGGAGAAAAACCUUGAAAGUGUUCACACUGCGGCGAGAUUCAGUCAGUCGUCAUGACUGAAAAACACAUUAAAUGAUCCACAGUGGAAUACAGAGACAACGUCACAGAUGCAACACCAUCAUCAACACCAGCUCCACAACCUCGAUCAGCUUCGCCUGGAUACUAAUCCAGCACACCGUCACCAGUUCAUCAGCAGUCACCUCUCACUUCACAAUCAUCUGGUCUUGUUGUUCAACACUGGUCAACUUAACCAGCUCCUUACCUGUUCAUCUCACGUUUGAGACUACUCACCUUCUUCAUCCUCAAAGAGACAAUUACUAGCCAGCUACGUUUAUUCAAUUGAUCUUCAUCCAGAACAAUCACCUGUUGUUUCUACUCAAUCUAUGCCACCUGUUUCCGUGAAUUGUACCUCAUUCUGUCCGCUCUUCCAGACUCUUCCAGAUUAUUUCUACAAUUACACAAGGUACAGUGGGUACAUGACACAUUUUCAUCCCCAGAAUAGUACGCUUUCCAUCCGUUUUAACCUUGCCGCACAGCUUGCACAUGUAGGAUUAUCCAUGAACAAACCCAUUUAAAGAACACAACACCGUAUGCUACAGUUCGGAGAGAUCCCCCACCGAAUCAUUAGUAAGUCAUAAAAUGCAUCCAUGGUGCCGAGAUGGCUAAAGGAGACGUCUUCACCCACACCUGCCUAAUCUUCAACCAGUGACGCAAGUUUGUCCCCCAAACGUAAGAGCAAAUGGCCAGGAAACGGUGUGGUGACCCCAAUGCAUAAUCCCCACAUUCUUGUCAGGAAAAUAAGGUUUGUGAUGAUGGAUCCGCCCAAAAUCACCACAGACUUUAACCAGUGAUAUCUCGCAUCCUCCCAGACACCUUUCUCUCUAGCAGUACAUCCCAGAGACCUCUCCUCCUGAAACCAACAGAGACCAUAAUUAACCCACUCAUGGUUUCAACAAACUUAAGCUGCGUUUCCACUGCAGGAACUUUCCCCAGGAACUAGGACCUUUGGGGCGGCACUCUGUGUGUUUACACCGCAGGAACCAGGGUCUAAAUUAAGUUCUGGGUAAAAAUUGCCCCCCAGAAAGUCCCUGCUGGCGAGGUAGUACUUUUUCAGAGUUCGGGAACUUUCGGGGUGGGACUGGUGUGCUGAACAUGCUGAUUGGUUGAGCUUCUUGGUUCUUACCAAUCUUGUUCUUUCUGCCCGAUGGCGCGCGUUCGUCCCAUCCAUCUCACGGUCAAUGUCCGCUAUAGCUGAUUACAAACGUGUCUACUUUUAUGUCUAGCAUUACAAGCUUUCUGAAUACGCUUUAGUAUUAUUAUUAUUAUUAGUUUCAUUAGUAAGUCAUAAAAUGCAUCCAUGGUGCCGAGAUGGCUAAAGGAGACGUCUUCACCCACACCUGCCUAAUCUUCAACCAGUGACGCAAGUUUGUCCCCCAAACGUAAGAGCAAAUGGCCAGGAAACGGUGUGGUGACCCCAAUGCAUAAUCCCCACAUUCUUGUCAGGAAAAUAAGGUUUGUGAUGAUGGAUCCAUGGCCCAAAAUCACCACAGACUUUAACCAGUGACAUCUCACAUCCUCCCAGACACCUUUCUCUCUAGCAGUACAUCCCAGAGACCUCUCCUCCUAAAACCAACAGAGACCAUAAUUAACCCACUCCAGGAACUAGAAAUUUUGGGGUGGUACUCAGUGUGUUUACACCGCAGGAACAAGGGUCUAAAUGAAGUUCCAGGUAAAAAUUUCCCCCUCUGAAAGUCCCUGCUGGCGAGGUACUGUAGUACUGUUUCAGAGUUCAGGAACUUUCGGGGUGGGACUUGUGCAGUGAACAUGCUGAUUGGUUGAGCUUCUUGGUUCUUACCAAUCUUGUUCUUCCUGCCCGAUGGCACGUGUUUGUCCCAUCCAACCUCCUAAAACAGAGACCAUAAUUAACCCACUCAUGGUUUUAAACAUACUUAAGCUGCGUUUCCACCGCAGGAACUUUCCUCAGGAACUAGGAACUUUGGGGCGGUACUUGGUGAACCUGGGUCUAAAUGAAGUUUGGCCAAAGUCAAACACAACCGUCUUUUACAUACAACGUUUACAUAUCAUCGUUUACAUACAACGACUCUAAUGUUCACAACUUCACACUUUUGAUGAGACCAAACCAACUGUACAUAAUAAAAGUUCAGGGUGCCAAAACUGACUGAAAAUGUUACACUGAAUGUUGAUACAAAUAAUGGAUGCUAAUCAUUUCAAAAUUAGCUUACUUUGUUACAAUAUACUUUUUCCUGUAAUAUAUGCUCUGGAUUCUGUUUUUUUUAAUGUAGUUUCUAAUGUAAUGAAUGAUCUGUAGUGUUUAUAAUAUUGACUGAUGUGUGUAUGAUCUGACAUCAUUGUUUGAUGAUUGAUUUUGAGCACGGAUAAAAAAAAGUUUUUAUGCAAUUGUUUGAUUUUGCCAGAAGACUCUUGGUUUGUUUUUGUGUUUAAUGUUUUGAGAAAGUGAUAAUGGUUUUUAAAAUUUUUUUCUCUUUGUGUUCAAAGUAAUCGUGUCUAACGCUAGACAUCUGGGACACCAUUCAUCCUCUAUUAAUAUCAUCACUUUUCCCUGUCACUGUUUUAAUUAAUGUGUGUGUUUUUCUUUUGAUUACUUUGUGUGUAUUAGAGUAGUUCAAUAAAGUCUUGCUUGAUUUUA
Pimephales promelas (fathead minnow) is the source of this 4590-nucleotide messenger RNA. The record is from RefSeq and is a predicted model, not a curated record. NCBI's taxonomy places the organism in Eukaryota, Metazoa, Chordata, Actinopteri, Cypriniformes, Leuciscidae.